AUGCUUAUUGUCAAUAGAGCGGCGGCUGGUAUCAUGGCGGGCCACGAAACUGACAUCUUGGAGAUCCAUUCCCAAACCAACUCGUUCGCCGAAAGCAUUCUAUCAAGCGCCCGCACAAUCUAUGCGUUUGAGGCGCGUGACAGGCUAGUCAGAGAAUUCGACACGUACUUGACUAAUGCCCACCACGUUGGUAACAGAAUCUCGCCUUCUUUUGGCACUCUCCUUUCAGCCGAGUACUGCAUCGUCUACUUGGGCUACGGUCUAGCGUUCUGGCAGGGUAUCCAAAUGUUUUCUGGAACGAGCAGCCAGGGACUCACUCGACUGAGCCUGCAGAAGCUCAGCAUGUAG
This is a messenger RNA of Fusarium tjaetaba, 348 nucleotides long. RefSeq names its product leptomycin B resistance pmd1. Bases 1 to 348 code for a protein of 115 amino acids. Gene Ontology annotation, biological process: transmembrane transport. The transcript has a single exon. Gene Ontology annotation, cellular component: membrane. NCBI's taxonomy places the organism in Eukaryota, Fungi, Ascomycota, Sordariomycetes, Hypocreales, Nectriaceae. The record is from RefSeq and is a predicted model, not a curated record. Gene Ontology annotation, molecular function: ATP binding; ABC-type transporter activity.